Biomphalaria glabrata is the source of this 1336-nucleotide messenger RNA. RefSeq names its product CDGSH iron-sulfur domain-containing protein 3, mitochondrial-like. The record is from RefSeq and is a predicted model, not a curated record. Gene Ontology annotation, molecular function: 2 iron, 2 sulfur cluster binding. The transcript is spliced from 3 exons. The coding region runs from base 64 to 570 and encodes 168 amino acids. Lineage: Eukaryota; Metazoa; Mollusca; Gastropoda; Planorbidae. Gene Ontology annotation, cellular component: intracellular membrane-bounded organelle.
GAUUUCCCCCCUAUAUUUACUGCAGCACAGCUUUUGGGGGGAGGGGGUGAAAAUAAAAUACAAAUGGCUACCACCUUGCAUAAGUUAUUUCGAGUUCAUAAUCGCAUCCUAACAUAUCAACCUCAGUCUGUUAACAGUAAUGUUCUUAGAUUUAUUUCUCUGACAAGACAAAAUGCUGACAGUGAAGACCCCAAUGACCCAAAGGUUGCUGAAAUGUUGAAAAAACCACACCCAGAAACCAUUACUAAACAUCAUCCAGAUUUGUUGUCUCCUGAACCAGUCAAAGGAAAAAUUUUUGAAAAGUUACCCAUAAGACUUGAGCUAGAAGCUGGCAAGAAAUAUACAUUUUGCACCUGUGGUUACAGCAAAACUCAGCCAUUCUGUGAUACAUCUCACAAAGCUCCAAAUUUUAUGUCAACUCGUCCACAUCACAUAAGAUAUCGUCCUAUGUCUUUCGAGGUGACUGAAACAAAGGAAUACUGGCUUUGCAUGUGUAAGCAAUCUAAUAAGCGUCCUUUUUGUGAUGGAACACACAAACGACAGGAUAUUCAAGAUGCUGUGAAAUCAUAAUGUUGAAAUAUUGUAUUCAGUCAGAACUUUUAUUUUAACUGUUAAUAUUAUGUUAUAGUUAUACAUUUGAUUUGUGAACAAAGUACCUACAUACAUGCAAAAUUGAAAUAAUCCUUGUUUAAAAAUUAUAACUACAUUUUUGUCCCUUUCUAAGAAAAUUGAACAAUAUUUCCUUUGAUUAAUUUUUUUUCCCUUUACAUAUUUCUUUUACAUCGUUGAAACAUCUUUUAAAUUUAGAACCUUCAACCAAAUUUGUUUGCUUAAUGGAUAAGUUGUUAAUCCUCUUGGCAUCAUUGAAACAUUUUAUGACGUACUACAGAGCAUUGUAAUGAAAAUGUUGCUUUGAUGACUGACAAUUAAUAACUGCCUGUCUAAUUCUGGAAAGUAAUAAUUAAUUUAUGAAAAUAUUAUUUCAUAAUCCUAACUUUUAAAUGUGUGUGAAGGUGGAGCCUGGUAUUUCUCUAUGCCAAUAAAUUUGUUAUAACGCAAAAAUUAAAUGCAGUGCUGACAGAUUUUCAUAAGAAUUUUCAGUCUGCUUGUAUCAGUGACAUGAGAUGGUAAUCAAUACAUCAUUAUAAUUGAUUGCAUCAAUUUGAUCUGGGUAGUUAGCUUUGUAUAAUUUGUAAAUAUUCCAACAAAUUUAAUUGAUUAUGAUUUUAGUGUAUACCAAAAAACCAUGGUGCUUUGCCUUAAUGAUGAGUGGCAUUUCUAUGUUAAUUGUUUUCUUUGAGCAUUUUUGAAAAUAUAAAAUAUCCCCAAAAAUGUU